Messenger RNA from Anarrhichthys ocellatus (wolf-eel), 1791 nucleotides. It is a transcript of the gene cgrrf1, whose product is annotated as cell growth regulator with ring finger domain 1. Gene Ontology annotation, biological process: negative regulation of cell growth. The coding region runs from base 77 to 1048 and encodes 323 amino acids. Lineage: Eukaryota; Metazoa; Chordata; Actinopteri; Perciformes; Anarhichadidae. The record is from RefSeq and is a predicted model, not a curated record. The transcript is spliced from 6 exons.
GGCGUCCCUGUCCUCGCAGUCAUGGGAAGUGUUUACCUCCGGUUUUUGUGAUCGUUUGGAUUAUAAAUCAUAUAACAUGGCAGCGGUUUUUCUUGUGACCUUGUAUGAGUACUCCCCAUUGUUCUACAUUAGUGUGGUUUUUCUGUGUUUCGUUGUUACCGCAGCCAUGGUGCUGGGCUGGUUCGGCUUCGAUGUCCCAGUGAUCCUUCGCAGCUCUGAUGAGACGGAGUCUCUCCUGCCAACCCCGGAGAAGCAAAUGGUUCAGAUGACCAACCCCUUCAUCCUGGAGAUGGGUCCUGGGCCGGCAUCAGUCGCUGACGGUGUGUCCCUGAGGCCCUGCUGUCUGGAGCCCUGUAUCCUGAGCUGUUUCUGGGGCUGUGAGGUCAGCGCCUUGCAAGCCGCACUGAAGGCCCACCAGCACCACCCGCUCAGCACCCCCCAAUGUCUGCAGGAGGCACUGCAGCUCCGCUACCAACACUGCCACAGCUUCCACAUCGGCAGUAAGGACAGAGAGGAACGCCGCACACAGAUUCCUGCUGACCAGGGCAUCGCAGACUUUGGGCCGUUGCCAAGGGAACGCUACCCUCUUGUGGCUGUGCUGACGCUGGCAGAGCUGGAAGCUAGAGACACGUACAACAUCGUGGCCAGUUUGACAGUUAUUCAUGUUCCUGAUGACAAAUACAGUCUUUCUGCACGGGUUCUCUUUCAGUACCUUCUCAACUCACAAGGGAACAUGUUCGAGUUAAAGCCUCUCUUCAUGUCAGCUGACAGUGGGGGGGUAUCUGAGCCUCCUGACUCAGAGCAGAAAUCCCAACCCAGUGAACCCAACGAGGCCUGUAGAGUGGAGCCAAGUCCGGUGGCCGAGGAGGCGUGGCGGGGCAGAGACUGUGUGGUCUGUCAGAACGCAGCCGUGAACAAGGUGCUGCUGCCCUGCAGACACGCCUGUGUGUGUGACAGCUGUGUGUCACACUUCCAGCACUGCCCCAUGUGCAGGGCCUUCGUCCAGGAGUCCUUCACCCUGACACAGGGACCAGCUGCAGAACAAUGAGUCCAUACUGAACCACUCAAUGUUAUUUAAGAGAACAUAUGCAGCAAGAUGGGCAUCAUUGCAAAGUAAUUCCUGCAACUCCCUCACAGCAAACUGGGUUACAGUUCAGGACCAGUCUCAGCAACAAGAACAGCGACAAUGGUGCUCAUGGACUGUACAUCUCAAACUAAAUGUUACUAUAGUAUAGUAUUACUAUAGUCACAAAAGACCAUGUUUUGUUGUAUUAAAGCACAGCAAAUCCUUUAAGUGAAGCAUGUACAUUUUUUUAUUAUAUUAUCCAAAAAUGCUGUGAAAUCCAAGAAGUCCCCUGUUUCUUGGAACUGAAUACAUUACUUUAUACUUAAUGAUGCGAUUAAUGCUCAGUCGAUAAUUCCCAGAGGUUGUUUUUUUUCUCUAACAAGAUAUUUCUGGAGCUUUCAAACAAUGAAUGUUACAUUUGUUAUAGGACAUCAGUGUUUUUAGUCUGUACACUGAAUACCUACAGCUGGUAGAGUGUGGAUUUGGGAUAGAGAGGUAGUGAUCUUGCUUUUUCCCACAUCUCUGCUGUUGACCUUUCAUUAUUAGUUUAAUUUAAAAUACUAUAAGCAUGUAUCAUUUGUUUUCAGCAUGAAUGUGACUGCUUUCAUGAACACAGCAGAUAGUGAAUAUGAUAUUUGAGCACUGACCAUGUAAAACGUAUCAUGUAACAUAAUGAAGCAGAGUUCUUUGUAGAACUGGAAUGUAGAAGUCAACUGCAGAGAAAC